AUGGGAGGGCCUUGUUACGAGCUGCUGCGUUUCUCUGACCGUCUUCAGGAGUGCGACUUCUGUGGGCUCAGGAGCGCCUUCCGUUUAGGAGGUAGAUGCUUCCUUGAAGACAUUUUUUUACCGGCUCCAACCCAGCUGUCUCAGGACCAGCUAGAACUAGAAGAAAGGGCGAGAGCGCAAAGAUCGAGGCAAACUGCUCUAGUGUCAUCACGAAGAGAACCUCCCCCGUAUGGUUACCGGAAAGGAUGGAUACCACGGAUGCUGGAGGAUUUUGGAGAUGGGGGUGCUUUCCCAGAAAUUCAUGUGGCCCAAUAUCCAUUGGAUAUGGGCCGAAAGAAGAAAAUGUCCAAUGCUCUGGCAGUUCAAGUCGAUGCAGAAGGGAAGAUAAAAUACGAUGCAAUAGCUCGACAGGGACAAUCAAAGGACAAGGUUAUUUACAGCAAAUACACGGAUCUUGUGCCAAAAGAGGUUAUGAAUGUGGAUGAUCCUGAACUGCAAAGACCUGAUGAAGAAGCAAUUAGAGAGAUAACAGAGAAGACAAGAGCAGCCUUGGAAAAGUCAGUAUCUCAAAAAGUUGCAGCAGCCAUGCCAGUUAGAGCAGCUGACAAACUAGCUCCUGCACAGUACAUUCGGUACACACCAUCUCAGCAAGGCGUGGCUUUUAACUCUGGAGCAAAACAGAGAGUUAUUCGGAUGGUAGAAAUGCAGAAGGACCCCAUGGAGCCUCCAAGAUUCAAAAUUAACAAGAAAAUUCCACGUGGACCACCUUCUCCUCCAGCUCCAGUAAUGCACUCUCCCAGUAGAAAGAUGACCGUGAAAGAGCAGCAAGAGUGGAAAAUUCCCCCGUGCAUUUCAAACUGGAAAAAUGCAAAGGGUUAUACCAUUCCAUUAGACAAGCGCCUGGCUGCAGAUGGCAGAGGACUGCAGACAGUUCACAUUAAUGAAAACUUUGCCAAGCUAGCUGAAGCUCUCUAUAUUGCUGACAGAAAGGCUCGUGAGGCUGUAGAGAUGCGUGCCCAGGUGGAGAGGAAGAUGGCUCAGAAAGAAAAGGAGAAACAUGAAGAGAAGCUCCGAGAAAUGGCCCAGAAAGCCAGAGAGAGGAGAGCAGGGAUCAAAACCCAUGUUGAAAAAGAGGAUGGAGAAGCUAGAGAGAGAGAUGAAAUCAGACAUGACCGGCGCAAAGAGAGACAGCAUGACAGGAAUCUCUCCAGGGCAGCCCCUGACAAAAGGUCAAAGUUGCAGAGAAAUGAGAACAGAGAUAUCAGUGAAGUUAUUGCCCUAGGGGUACCCAACCCCAGGCCAUCCAACGAAGUCCAAUAUGAUCAGAGGCUGUUCAACCAGAGCAAGGGUAUGGACAGUGGCUUUGCUGGAGGAGAGGAUGAAAUUUAUAAUGUUUAUGACCAGCCUUGGAGAAGUGGGAAAGAUAUGGCCCAGAACAUCUACAGACCAAGCAAAAACGUGGAUAAGGACAUGUAUGGUGAUGAUUUAGAGGCACGAAUAAAGACUAAUAGAUUUGUACCUGACAAAGAGUUUUCUAACUCGGAUCGUAACACCAGAGGAAGGGGUAGAGAUGGACCAGUUCAGUUUGAGGAGGAUCCAUUUGGUCUGGACAAGUUUCUGGAAGAAGCUAAGCAACACGGUGGUUCCAAACGGCCAUCUGAUAGCAGCCGCCCUAAAGAACAUGAGCAUGAGGGCAAAAAGAGGAGGAAGGACUAAGUGCCUCCUCUUCUUGAGGAGCAAGGAAAUGGACUACAAACUUGGACUUCAUGCAAAAGGCAUUUUUACUAUCACAGUUGUGUGCAGGGGGGGUGGCAGUGUAAACAAGCAGUCCACAACUUUGUGCUGUGUGGAUAUAUUAU
Messenger RNA from Struthio camelus australis, 1859 nucleotides. The record is from RefSeq and is a predicted model, not a curated record. Lineage: Eukaryota; Metazoa; Chordata; Aves; Struthioniformes; Struthionidae.